AUGGUCCGUGAGGGCCUAAAUCAGACAUCGCGUGUCUUCACAAUUCAGUUUGAGGGUGAGGUUUACCAAGCCUCUAUCGACUGCCGCGAUGUACAUACAUUGCGUGAACUCAUUGCUGUAGCUGUGCCAGCACCACCCCAAUCACCACUUGGCUCAUCUCCUUCAUCUACUGUUGCUGCUACUACUACUACUACUACUACUUCUACUACUUCUACUACUUCUACUAUUACUGCUCUACCACGAUCUAAACAAAAGGCAUUGUGGGUGAACAAUUGUAUUUGUUCCUUUGGUGGCCAACGUUUGUCAUUAGAUACUUCAACGGAGGUAGCACCUACAAUAUUGGAGGUGACAUGGGCUAAACAUUAUCUAAACUCAGGGAAAGUGACUACGAGUACUAGUAAUACUAAUACGACUGCUAUUACUGCAGGACGUGAGCGUACGUCCAAACGGAGACGUUCGCGUAGUGCGGUUGAGGCGGAGGAUGACAAUGAUAACACAAGUAAUAUGAGUAGUGGUAGCACUGAGGAUGAGAGGAGUGAAGAAGAACCUCAGCGUCGUCCAUACUGGCGUCGUGACACCAGUGAAGAGAAGAGCAGCAGCAAUAAGAAAAAUAAAAAUAAUGACAGCAAUGAGGACGAAAAUGAUAAUGAGGAUGAUAACGGUGAUGAUAGCGAGUUGGAUGCACGUAGUCAAAGUAACCAUAAACGUAAUAACAUCAAUAAUGAGAAUACUGGAGAUGAUGAUGAUGAUGAUGAUGAUAACGACGAUAACGAUGGUAGUAACAGUAUUCAUACUAAUAGUAAUUAUAAUUAUAAUACGCAAACUAAUGGUAAUAGUAAUGGUAAUGAAGAUGACAAUGAUGAGGACGAGGAUGAAGACGAUCGAAGCCUUGAGGCGGUGAUUCCUAUUAUAGUAGGUGGUGUUGUGCGACUCAUCAACACAGAAAGUCGUGAUAAAAGCCACCAAUGGACUGUAUACAUUCGUGGUCUCUUUAACGAGACACGAUAUGUGGAACAUUGCAUUGAGUCCGUGCGAUUUAUUCUUGACCCGUCCUUCACACCGAGUGAACGGCUGGUAACAUCUCCACCCUUUGAGUUAACGGAAGUGGGUUGGGGUGAGUUUGUGGUGAAUAUGCGAGUACAGCUACGGCAUUACCCACGUCCUAUACAAGUAAUGUGGAACUCAUCAUCUUUAUUAUCAUCAUCCAUUUCAACAGGAACGACAUCAGCAGUGGAGUGGAGCUCUGAUGUUAAAGUGGCUUCCGCACUCUUGUCAACACGUACGGCACAGCCAUUGGCGGGAUUCACACGGGGUCCUGUUUUGUCUCCAGUGGUGGAUGUACUUAGUCGCUAUGCUUACCACAGCACUAAUAAUAAUAAUAAUAAUAAUAAUAAUAAUAAUAAUAAUAAUAAUAAUAAUAAUAAUAAUGAUAAUAAUAAUAAUGAUAAUGAUAAUAACAACAACAGUGCUCGAUUGACAAGUGUUGUGAAGACGGAGAUCAAACGAGAAAAGGAAGAGGAAUCUAUUUACAAACACAACAGUAAUAAUCAUAACCACAAUAACAAUAAUAAUAAUAAUAAUAAUAAUAAUAAUAAUAAUAACAUCAAUGAUGAAAUUCAAUCUUCUGCGAUGCCAGCUGUAUCCACUCUGGAGAUGUGUCCAGGUGUGGUGAUGCUCUCCCAUCUUUUACGCUUCUCUCAUCGUCCACGGCGGGCCCAUUGUAUCCCACCACUUGGACGGCCCUAUGAACGUGAGGAACAUAUUGGCUACACACUCGUACAAACACCUGUUGUCACGGAACACUAUGAUGAGAUUGUGAUACCAGAUCCACCCAUUCCAUUACAAGAGGCACUUAUAUCAUUACCAGAGAUGCUUCGUUUUCGUGUUGCUACGGUAAAGACGGCACGUGCAAUGGCCGCCGCCCAACAAAAUCCACAAAAAGGACCCAAUGGUACACCCCCACCAUUACGUGCGGCGGAUGCCUUUAACGAAGAUGGUGGAGUAUCGUGUUGGAAGUAUAUUAUGGAAGAGGGACCGGAUGAUGCGGUGUUGGCAGAGGCCUAUUUGGAUAGUGUGGCCGGCUCUAAACUCUUCACAUCGGCGCAUCGUCAAGGGAAUAGUUUGGCCCAAACAGGAGAUUCUCAUCAACAGCCGUAUAUGAGUUACGGUGUGGAUCCGGCUAUUGUGUUGAAGCCGGGCCGCGGGAGGAGAAAACUCACCGGGGCGGAAAUAGAUCUCGCAGCGUUAAAGUCUGCAAAGAAGGGACUUGUUGAGGCGAUUGAAAGGAUGCGGCGUGAGAUAGCACUACGGCAGGCAACACAUAUUUACAAGCAGUAUACCUAA
Messenger RNA from Trypanosoma theileri, 2343 nucleotides. Its product is annotated as putative protein AF-9. The coding region runs from base 1 to 2343 and encodes 780 amino acids. Lineage: Eukaryota; Euglenozoa; Kinetoplastea; Trypanosomatida; Trypanosomatidae. Gene Ontology annotation, biological process: regulation of DNA-templated transcription. The record is from RefSeq and is a predicted model, not a curated record. The transcript has a single exon.